AUGGGGACAGAGGUCGUCAGCUGCGCGUUCGCAUGUCAGCCGCUGGAUGGGAAUAAAAAGCAUGUUCCUGCCCCAACCCAGCUCUAGUCCAAGCUCCCGGAUGGGCGCAGAGCUCUCAUGGCGAUCUGGGUGAUUCUCCUCUCUACCUUGAUAGCGUCGCUGCUUGGUGGGCUCUACCUCCUGGGCGUGUUUCGGAGACGGAGACCUGAUGAGCCGCCUCUGGACAAAGGUACCAUUCCCUGGCUGGGUUAUGUGCUGGAUUUCAGAAAGGACAGUUCAGAGUUUCUAAAAAGGAUGCAGAGAAAACAUGGGGAUAUUUUCACGGUGCUGAUCGGAGGCUAUUACUUCACAUUCGUGAUGGACCCCUUCUGCUUUGGAGCCAUCGUGAAGGAAUCACGAUCUAAACUAGACUUUGAAAGUUUUGCAUCUAAACUGGUCCUGCAGGUUUUUGGUUACAAGGCCAGCAAAGCCAGCCAUGGCAUAGUUCAUGCACUGAGCAUGAAGCAUCUGAUGGGAGAAGGGCUCACUGUCAUGACAGAAGCCACCAUGAAGAACUUUCAGAAGCUGAUGCUGUUCAAUCUCAACUCAGGAGAGGAGAGGGAAGUGUGGAAAGAGGAUAGCCUCUUCCACUACUGCUACAACAUUGUCUUCAGAGCCGGGUACCUGGCUCUGUAUGGCACCGAGCCACACCAAGGGGCAGAAGGCAAGGAGAAAGCUGAUGAGCAAGAUCGCAUACACUCCAACCAGCUGUUCCAUGAGUUUCGGAAGUAUGACCGCCUCUUCCCUCGCCUGGCUUAUGCUGUGUUGCCUCCCAAAGACAAAAGAGAAGCUGAACGGCUGAAGAGGCUCUUCUGGAGCAUGCUGUCCGUGAAGAAGAGCUGGCAGAAGGACAAUAUCAGUGGGUGGAUAAGUGAGCAUGACCGGCUUCUGGCAGAAAGCGAUGUCCCGGAGUACAUGCGGGAUCGUUUCAUGUUCAUGCUCCUCUGGGCAUCCCAAGGCAAUACGGGCCCAACUGCCUUCUGGCUCCUCUUGUAUCUAAUGAAACAUCCAGAAGCAAUGAAGGCUGUGAAGGAUGAGAUAGAUAAAGUCUCAAGGGAGCACGGCCAGGAAGCAAAGCCAGGGAGCCCACCAAUUAACAUCACUAGGGACAUGUUAAACCAGACCUCUCUUCUGGACAGUGCUCUGGAGGAGACCCUGAGGCUGGUUGCAGCCCCGAUACUGGUCAGAGCUGUCCUCCAGGCCACCAGCCUUAAGAUGAGCAGCGGGAGAGAGUACACUCUCCGCAAAGGAGACAGGGUGGCCCUGUUCCCGCAUGUCUCUGUGCAGAUGAACCCAGAAAUUCACCCCGAGCCUCACAAAUUCAAGUACGACUGCUUCGUAAACCCAGAUGGCACCAAGAAAGAGUUCUACAAAGAUGGGAAGAGGCUGAAAUACUUCAACAUGCCUUGGGGGGCAGGUGUAUCCAUCUGCCCUGGGCGGUUCUUCGCUGUCGCUGAAAUGAAACUGUUUGUGUUCUUGAUGUUGAGUUACUAUGACCUGGAGCUGGUCAACAGAGAAGAGGAGAUCCCAGCCAUAGACAUCAGCCGCUGGGGAUUCGGGACGAUGCAGCCUGUUCGUGACAUUCGGUUCAGAUACCGGCUACGCUUUUAA
This is a messenger RNA of Leptosomus discolor (cuckoo roller), 1650 nucleotides long. It is a transcript of the gene CYP8B1, whose product is annotated as cytochrome P450 family 8 subfamily B member 1. NCBI's taxonomy places the organism in Eukaryota, Metazoa, Chordata, Aves, Leptosomiformes, Leptosomidae. Gene Ontology annotation, molecular function: sterol 12-alpha-hydroxylase activity; heme binding; iron ion binding. The record is from RefSeq and is a predicted model, not a curated record.